Molecule: messenger RNA, 817 nt
Organism: Paramecium sonneborni
Lineage: Eukaryota; Ciliophora; Oligohymenophorea; Peniculida; Parameciidae
Source: the annotation of a GenBank genome assembly
AUGAAAUAAUCAAAUGAAAAACAAAAUAAUUCAUUUAAUUGUGUGCCUCCACUCAAAAGGCAUCUUUAUUCAAUUGAAAAUUUCAUAAAACUAUUUUAUAUUGUAUUAGUGUCCUUUUAAUUUCAUGCCUGUUAUAUUGGAAUGAUAAGCUCAAUUUUAGGAAUGAUCAGGCGAAAAUCCUUUAAUACUGAUUUUACAAUGAAUUUAUUGUAUUUAUUGAAUAUUAGUUUUUUUAAAUGCACCAAUAAUUACAUGUAUCACCUACCCAUUUUAAUCCAUUAUGUUAUUGGAAUUGCAGAAUAUAUCAAUUUAAGAUAAGGAUCCAUGUAUGAAAGUAAACAAUAUUAUAUGUUAUAGCUUGCAAGAAUUUCGUUAUUACAAUAUAAUAAACUAAAGGAUUCUUUUUAGAUUUUAGAUGCAAAUAUGAAUUUAUGCUUGUUCCUUUAAGCGUUUUGAUGGUGAUAGUGAGUAAUUCUUCAUGGUGGUUAGUAAUUNUUAUUGCCAUUUUGGGUAUGGAUGAAUUGUCUGAAGAUGAUAAACUUACUGUUGCUAGAGCUAGAAAAGUUUAAAGAUUCCUUUCUUAACCAUUCUUUAUGUCUGAAGUCUUUUCAGGAAGAAAGGGUAAAUUCGUUUCACUUAAUGACACUAUUGCUGGAUUCAGAGGUAUUCAUAUCAUUCUAAUAUAGCUCUACUCGACGGUGAAGGUGAUGAAUAUCCUGAAAAUGCAUUCUAUAUGUAAGGUACAUUUGAGGAUGUCAUUGAAGAAGCUAAAAGAGUUGCUGCCGAAACAACAAAAUGAAAUAUAAUUUAAUAACAU